AUGAACGAAACCUUGGGCAACAUAAAUGGCACCUCUUGGCAAACAGUUUUUAUCUUCUGCUGGUUUGGUUCAAUGAGCUUAAUCAUUGCUAUUUUGAACACUGCAAUUUGCACUUUGCUUUGGACGCAAAAGCGACUUCACAACAUCAGCAACUUGUUCUUUGUCAACUUGGCCGUUGCAGAUAUUUUGGUCGGCUUUGUGGCGAUACCAUGGAAGAUGUUGUACUUUGGAGUGUCACCCGUACCUCAGUGGCUUACAGCAGUUGUCACGGCCGUAGAUUAUGUAUUAAGCUUAUCUUUCCUCAGCAUUUGUGCCCUAACCUACGACAGAUAUCAGGCAAUUCUCCAUCCACUAACAUACUGCAUUAAAAUGGGCGUCACAAAAGUGUGCAAAGUUCUGUUUUUAGUUUGGAUUCUACCAGGAAUGAACUUUCUAAAGCUAAUUUGGAUGCUGUCACCAGAAAUCUCCUUUCAGCCCUUGAACGGCACUUUUGAUGCAUUUCUUUUUUCUUUCUUACUAACAGCAAUUGGAGGAGUUGUUUUUGCUUAUGUUCGAAUUUCUUGCGCGGCCACAAUGCAGGAAAACCGAGUGCGGAAAUUAAACGUCCAUGCCUCGAGAAAUCAACGAUUAAAGUUUAGCAAAGCAAUAAGGUCCUGCCUCGGUGUUACAAUCUGUUUCGCGUGUUGUUGGUUGCCACGAGGAACCUACUUGAUUGCAAGAAGUUCUCAGUUUUCUACGUCUUACGAAGAAUACGAUCUGAUUACAUUUGGCCUGAUGUCUUUAUCGCCAGUUUUAAAUCCAAUCAUUUAUUCCAUCUUCAACCGCGACAUUAGAAGAACGUUAGAGGUACUUUGGAACAGAUGCCAAGAAAAAUCGAGAUUGCAGAACCAAAAGUUUGGAAGUUCUCACGCUAGUUCAUCACGGACAGUCAACACGAUCACCCGCAGCGAACACAUUGAACUGUCAAGAAAUGCAAAUUUGUAGUAUCAUGCAAUUUAAAGAGGGCUACUUGUUCCUUAAUUUCAAAAUAUAAAGAGUUAAAGAUGACCAUCGCAUUAAUCUCCGCGUUCUACUGGAGACAAGAGGGAUGGUACGUCAGCAAUUUUAGGGCAAAAACGGAGAAUCAAAGUAGACCAAAAGUUGGUACUAAGAAUGUCACAGGAUUGAUGCGGCCGUUUGAAAGCCUUUCUACAAGCCAUAAUGAAGGAACCUAUAACUCCUCUAGCAGGUCAUUCUGUAACGCGUUGGUUUAGAAGGUUACGCUAACGCGGUAAAAGUUGACUCAAACCAACCAACGUUAAAAUAAGCUUUGAAAACAUCGCAUGCCAACUAAUAUGUUUGAACUCCAGAGACUGUCGUCCAGCCAUGUAG
Pocillopora verrucosa is the source of this 1371-nucleotide messenger RNA. Its product is annotated as trace amine-associated receptor 2-like. The record is from RefSeq and is a predicted model, not a curated record. Lineage: Eukaryota; Metazoa; Cnidaria; Anthozoa; Scleractinia; Pocilloporidae. Gene Ontology annotation, biological process: G protein-coupled receptor signaling pathway. Gene Ontology annotation, cellular component: plasma membrane. Gene Ontology annotation, molecular function: G protein-coupled receptor activity.